AUAUUGAAAAAUAAAUUAGUUUAUCGAUGAUGUGAUGUAUAGAGGAUGAAUAAGUUUUAGUGAUUUCGAAGAGGUAUAACAUUAAUGUAUAUUAGUGAAAAUGUCUGGGAAUUAUGGAAUGCAGCAAUUAAUCCCUGUAGUAAACAAAUUACAAGAUGCAUUCGUGCAAAUGGGAGUGCACAUGUCUUUGGACCUUCCACAAAUUGCAGUUGUGGGUGGUCAAUCGGCAGGAAAAAGUUCGGUAUUAGAAAAUUUUGUCGGCAGGGAUUUCUUGCCACGAGGUUCGGGAAUAGUAACUCGGAGACCCUUAAUUCUUCAGCUCAUACAUGGAAAUGCAGAAUACGCCGAGUUCCUGCACUGCAAGGGCAAGAAGUUCACGGACUUCAAUGAGGUGCGCGGGGAGAUCGAGGCUGAGACGGAUCGGGUGACCGGCAGCAACAAGGGCAUUUCUCCUGUGCCUAUCAACUUGCGAGUUUACUCCCCUAAUGUGCUGAAUUUGACGCUGAUCGACUUGCCGGGGCUGACAAAGGUGCCCAUCGGUGACCAGCCUGUAGACAUUGAACAGCAGAUCAAAGCGAUGAUCUUCCAGUUCAUUCGCCGCGAAUCCUGCCUCAUCCUAGCUGUUACGCCCGCUAAUACCGAUUUAGCUAACAGCGAUGCCCUAAAACUUGCCAAAGAAGUCGAUCCCCAAGGUCUGCGGACGAUUGGUGUGAUCACCAAACUGGAUCUGAUGGACGAGGGCACGGACGCUCGCGACGGGAGUCUCUGUCACCCGUCGUACCGUCACAUCGCGGACCGGCUGGGCACGCCGUACCUGCAGCGCGUGCUGAACCAGCAGCUCACCAACCACAUCCGCGACACGCUGCCCGGCCUGCGCGACAAGCUGCAGAAGCAACUCCUCGCGCUGGAGAAGGACGUCGACCAGUACAAGCACUUCAGGCCUGAUGACCCAUCCAUCAAGACCAAGGCUAUGCUGCAAAUGAUCCAGCAACUCCAGACGGAGUUCGAGAAGACUAUCGAAGGUUCUGGAUCAGCGCAGAUCAAUACCAACGAGUUGUCCGGCGGAGCUAAGAUCAAUCGCCUCUUCCACGAGCGGUUCCCAUUCGAGAUCGUCAAAAUGGAGAUCGACGAGAAAGAGCUUCGGCGAGAGAUAGCAUUCGCUAUCAGAAAUAUACACGGUAUUAGGGUGGGUCUGUUCACGCCGGACAUGGCGUUCGAAGCCAUCGUGAAGAAGCAGAUCUCCCGGCUAAAGGAGCCCUGCCUCAAGUGCGUCGAUCUCGUCGUGCAGGAACUCUCCAAUGUUGUUCGUGUUUGCACUGAAAGGAUGUCGCGCUACCCGCGGCUGCGCGAGGAGACGGAGCGCAUCAUCAUGUCGCACGUGCGGUCUCGCGAGCAGCAGUGCAAGGACCAGCUGGUGCUGCUCGUCGACUGCGAGCUCGCCUACAUGAACACCAACCAUGAAGACUUUAUAGGAUUCGCCAAUGCUCAGAAUCAGUCUGAGAAUGCAGUGAAAUCUGGUCACCGCACACUUGGCAACCAGGUGAUAAGGAAGGGCUACAUGUGCAUCCACAACCUCGGAAUUAUGAAAGGCGGGUCUCGCGACUACUGGUUCGUGCUGACGUCGGAGAGCAUCUCGUGGUACAAGGACGAGGAGGAGCGCGAGAAGAAGUACAUGCUGCCGCUGGACGGGCUCAAGCUGCGCGACCUCGAGCAGGGCUUCAUGUCGCGUCGCCACAUGUUCGCCUUGUUCAACCCUGAGGGCAGGAACGUAUAUAAGGACUACAAGCAGCUGGAGUUGUCGUGUGAGACUCAGGACGACGUGGACUCCUGGAAGGCGUCUUUCCUUCGUGCAGGAGUCUAUCCGGAGAAGACCUCCGAAGCAGCCAACGGAGAUGAGUUAUUUCUACCUCUUGGGUCGGCUGACAGUAAGAAAAACUCGGACAGCGCGGGCUCCAGCAGCAUGGACCCGCAGCUGGAGCGGCAGGUGGAGACCAUCCGCAACCUGGUGGACUCGUACAUGCGCAUCGUCACCAAGACCACGCGCGACCUCGUGCCCAAGACCAUCAUGAUGAUGAUCAUCAACAACGCCAAGGACUUCAUCAACGGAGAGCUGCUCGCACACCUCUACGCCUCCGGAGACCAGUCGCAAAUGAUGGAGGAGUCGCCGGAGGAGGCGCAGAAGCGCGAGGAGAUGCUGCGCAUGUACCACGCGUGCAAGGAGGCGCUGCGCAUCAUCGGCGACGUGUCGAUGGCGACGGUGAGCACGCCCGUGCCGCCGCCCGUCAAGAACGACUGGCUGGAGAGCCGCCUCGACUCCAACCCGCGCCUCUCGCCGCCCUCGCCCGGCGGCCCGCGCCGCGCCACGCCCGUGCAGCAAGGUACACAACACACCGCAUUGCGCUUCAUAAGUCACACUAUCGUAGGUCUAAUUAUAUUCCCCUUCUCCUAUGACCCGCCCGCCGCGCGCCCGCUGCCCGCGCAGGGCCUGCCCGCGCCGCUCAUACCCACGCGGCCGGGUGGAGGGGGCGGGGGCGCGCUGGCGGCCGGCAUGGGGCAGCUGCCCCCGCACAUGCGCCAGCAGAUCAACCAGGCGGUGGGCCAGGCCGUCACCAACGCCGCCAUCUCCGAGAUCAGCUCCGCCUUCGCCAAAUUCAACCGACCAGUUCCGAACGCCCCACCGAAGCUGCCCGAGCGGCCGCAGAACGGGCGGCCAUUUUGAACGCGCCUCGACUUUGCCGCCAUUUUGUGAUAGCACACUGUAAAUAUAUCUACGUUACUUCUAUAUUUAGUAGCAAAAUGUUAACAAAACCAAUUAAUAGAGAAUAUAACAUCAGAAAUAAUGGUCAUGCUUAGGUUAUAUUUUGUACCUUUUGUUAUGAAGCAUUUUUAUCUACUUUAAAAAAUUAAAAUCAUAUAAAAUUAAAUAGAUAUAUGAGGCUUUAAACAUGUGUUAGAGUAUUUCAGUAAGAAAUACAUAAAACGACUUAAUUAGAUUGUUUUAAUAUUUGACUAUUUUCCUAUAAUUAUCGUUGAGUGUUUAAUCUUUUGUAUAAAUAAAUAUUUAAGGUUUAAUAUUUAGUUUAAAUGAAAUAAAUUAUGUAGUUAAUGAAAGUCCAGUGAUAAAAUAUAAUUAUACUGAUAAAUGAUUUAUAUAAAUAAAUGAAAUAAAAAUGUAACCCCAGUUUUUACGAUAGAUAUGAAGAUGAUUUUGAAAAAUCAGAAACAUAAUAUAAAAUUGGUUUUGUAUCGCAGAUUGUUGAAAAUAUUUUCCUUCAUAAUAUAGUUUUGUACUAUAUGUUAAAUGAAUACAUUUAUUAACGAUUGAAUAUUGAAAUUCCAUCAUAUCAAGUUACCUUAUUUUACUCUAUUUUUAUUUGAAAUUAUCAAGUCAUAUUCCGAUCAAUUAAUAAUUUUACAAGUCUAUAUCUCCAAAAUGGAGAGUGAUUGGUAACAGAAUAGUAGAAACUUCAAUAAAUAGUCAUCACAA
Papilio polytes (common Mormon) is the source of this 3487-nucleotide messenger RNA. It is a transcript of the gene shi, whose product is annotated as dynamin. The record is from RefSeq and is a predicted model, not a curated record. Gene Ontology annotation, molecular function: GTP binding; GTPase activity; microtubule binding. The coding region runs from base 101 to 2719 and encodes 872 amino acids. The transcript has 19 exons. Lineage: Eukaryota; Metazoa; Arthropoda; Insecta; Lepidoptera; Papilionidae. Gene Ontology annotation, cellular component: cytoplasm; plasma membrane; microtubule. Gene Ontology annotation, biological process: receptor-mediated endocytosis.